UCGGGAACCCCAGCAAACAUGGCGGCGGCCAGGUGCUGGAGGCUUGUGCUCCGUGGUCCAGGGCUGUCACUGCACACCGCGGCCGGGGCCGCCGUCACCGCUCCCGAAGUGACCGGCCCAGAUGUCGCGGCGGCCCCAGUCGCGCGCUACCCGCCGCUCGUAGCCUCUCUGACUGCCGACAGCAAGGCGGCACGGCAGCGGCGAGUGGAGCGAUGGCAGGCCACGGUGCACGCGGCCAAGUCGGUGGACGAGAAGCUGCGAAUCCUCACCAAGAUGCAGUUCAUGAAGUACGUAGUUUACCCGCAGACCUUCGCCCUGAACGCCGACCGCUGGUACCAGAGCUUUACCAAGACCGUGUUCCUGUCGGGCCUGCCGCCGCCGCCGCCGCCUGCCAAGCCCGAUACCGCGCCCGCGCCGGCUCUGGACGUAGCGGCCCUGCGCGCCGCCGCCUGUGACUGCCUCCUGCAGGAGCACUUCUUUCUGCGGCGCAGGAAGCGUGUGCCGCUCUACCUGGAACGUGAGGCCAUCGCUUCGCCUUUCUUGGACCAGCUGGUUGCCUCCCUCACGGGCCUGCUCAGCGCUCGCAAUCCAGCCCUGGCUGCCGCCGCCCUCGAUUGUAAACGCCCAGUUCACUUUUACUGGUUGCGUGGUGAAGAAAUUAUUCCUCGUGGUCAUCGGAAAGGUCGAGUUGAUGCUUUGAGAUACCAAAUAAAUGAUAAACCACACAACCAGAUUCGAAUAUCCAAACAACUACCCGAGUUUGUGCCGCUGGAUUAUUCUGUACCUGUAGAAGUCCCUGUUAUGAAUUGUAAGCCAGACAAACUUCCAUUAUUCAAACGGCAGUAUGAAAAUACCAUAUUUAUUGGGACAAAGACAGCAGAUCCACACUGUUAUGGACAUACCCAGUUUCAUCUGCUACCUGACAAAUUAAAAAGGGAAAGGCUCUUGAAACAAAACUGUGCCAAUCAGAUAGAAGUUGUUUUUAGAGCUAAUGCUAUUGCAAGCCUUUUUGCUUGGACUGGAGCACAGGCUAUGUAUCAAGGAUUCUGGAGUGAAGCAGACGUUACUCGACCUUUUGUCUCCCAGGGUGUGAUCACAGAUGGAAAAUACUUCUCCUUUUUCUGCUACCAGUUAAACACUUUGGCGCUGACUGCACAAGCUGAUCAAAAUAACCCUCGUAAAAAUAUAUGUUGGGGGACACAAAGUAAGCCUCUUUAUGAAACAAUCGAAGAUAAUGAUGUGAAAGGUUUUAAUGAUGAUGUUUUACUUCAGAUAGUUCACUUCCUACUGAAUGGACCAAAAGAAGACAAAUCACAGCUGUUGGUAAACUAAGAAAGAACAUUUGAUUCGAGACUUUGGGAAUACUUAAAUUUCACUGAAGGAACAAUGAAAGGAAUUUUGAUAAUGAGACUUUUGUCAAAUAUUAAAUGUACUGAUUUUGAGACAAAUAUUUCUUAUGUUAACCUCUGAUUAGACCUUUCAUUUGGCUCAAAAUACAUCACUAAAGGAUUUAAUUUUAGAUAUAGUAUGUCGAUUAAAAAUAAUUUUACUUAUAUGUGACUAACUGACGAGACUAAUUGAGCAGUCAUCAAUACCUGGUAUUAAUUGUGUGUGUAAGCUCAUACUACUUGCUGCAUACCACUCACUGCAUGACAGGCCAGUAAUUUGAGAGACAAGGUGUUGGCGCAAGGAAAAACGACGUUAUUUGGAAAGCCAGUGAGCCAAGAUGGCAGACUAACAUCCUAAAGAAUUAUUUUAAUUCAGGGUAGAACUCUAGCUUCUUUUAGGCUAGGGAAGGGGGAAGCAGGGUGCCUGAUAAGCUUGUGGACAGUCUUCUGACUUGUUGGUAAUGAGAUAACCAGGUGGUAUUUUGGGAGUCAACAUUAAUCAACCUUCUGGUUCCAACCUGGCUGGGGUGUACGUGCUUGUGGUCAGCAUGUAGUUAACUUUUUCUACGUGGUGAGAAUUUUAGUAUCUAUAAUAAACAACUGAAGGAUAUGGCUCAGAAUAUUAUCUAUAGCCCUCAAGGAGGAACUUAAAGGUCUUUUGACUUUGUUUUAUGGCUAAACUGUUAUUUUGUCUUGCUUGACUAUUUUCCUUUGUUUCUGCAUUGUCUCAUUUCUCUGACUAAAUUUGCUGUUUGGAACUCAGGGAAGGCCUUGGAGGCUAAAGCUUUUCUACAAACAAGAGGCAGGGGAUAUGGGGGUUCUGUACCCUGGAAGGCCCUGCAGGUCCUGCUCAGUUUUCUAUGGUUUUAAAAGUAAUAUAAAGACAAUUCAGUGCUUGAGAAUAUUUAGAUGUUUUGUUAUAUUUUUUCUUUUUAAUUUUUUAUAAUAAUAUCAUAUAGAGUUUGAAAACCCUACACAGACCCCUUCAAAACAUGAACAGUAUUUUGCACAUAUAGGAAACUGGCACAGAGGAGUUAAAGUGACUUUAAUAAGUUUUCACAGAUGAUUAAUAAUAUAACUGAUGAAUUAUAUGCAACUUAGGUUCCUUAGAGCUUAGAAGUAACAUUAGUAUAUUUCUGCUAGUUUCAUUUGUUCUAUCCCAAAGAUUGGAAAACUAGGUUUGUUAUGUUUCAAAAUCUAUUGUCGGUAAAAUUGUUAAUCUUGUUGAGAAUUAAGGUUCGUUCAAACUAUUUUUAGUGAGAAAAGAUAAUUACCUUUGUUGUUGUUGUUGUUUUUUGGCCGUGCUGUGUGGCAUGAGGGAUUUUAGUUCCCUGACCAGGGAUUGAACCUGUGCCCCCUGCAGUGGAAGCACCGGACCACCAGGCAAUUCCCCUAAUUACCUUUGUAUAACCAUGCUAACACUUACGAUUUGAUAUAACCUCCUGCUGUAAAUAUCUAAAAAUAAUCCAUUAUUUACUGUAGUUAAUGACAAAUGCUGUUUUUUCUUUCUUCCUUCUUCCUUCCCUCCCUUCCUCCCGCUCUUUCAAAACAGAGGUCACAGUUACAUGGAAUAGAUGCCUCAGCUAGAAGGGAUUGUUUACUACAAAUGAUUGCUAAACUGAAGGAAUAUUAUUUGAAAGUUGUAAUUCAGUUCAGGCAAGUGCCACCUUCGCAAGGCAUUGUGCUAAGUGUUCCAUCUUUACUUUCACUUUUUGCAGAAUGCCAUGUAAUUUCACUCCGCCAUUCUUUUAUUUAAGCUGUUUCCAAAGCUUGGAAUACUGUUUUCUACCCUUGGUCCUGUUUAUUCCAACCUGUCUGUUGCAUUCUCAUUCAUCCUUCAUAGAAAAAUGCAGGUAUAGAGGGAACAACCAUAUCAAGCUCCAAAUAAAAUAUAUCUCUUAAUCUUUGCUCUCACCUUCUAACUAAUUGAACCUUGGGCAAUUUGAGUUACCAUCCUUGAUUUCUGCUUCCAUAAAACAAAAUAAUUUCACAAAGUUGUCUAAGGAUGAAAUGAGCUAGUGUAUAUGAAAGUGCUUUUAAAAUAUUAUGUAAUUAAAAUAUCGAGGGUUCAGUUGAAAUACUUUUCUUUUCCUAAACAGAUUGUAAUUGAUUGUCCCAUCCUUUGAAUACUUCUUCCUCUAUGGUAGCACCUGUUUCAUUGUUUCACAACAAUUUUUCUCAUUACCAAUAGUGGACAACACACACAUCACACAUACACACCUGUACGUACAUGUCAGGACCUCAUAGAGCACUUAACUAUAUUCUAGAGCAUGGUCUAGAUAUUUUACCGAUAUUAGCUCACUUAAUCAUCACAACCAUUUUGUGAGCUAGGGACUGUUAUUCUCAUUUUGCUGGUGAGUUAACAGGCACAGAGAGCCCAACAGCUUAUUGCAGGUCACACAGCUAGAAAGUGGCAGGAUUAGAAUUUGAGCCCAGGUGGUCUGACUCCAGAGCCUGUGGUAGAUAUUCCCCAGUAAUACACUAUAGAUGUAGUCAGUGCUACAGCAGUGUAUCAGUGGUAUAAAUUUAGAUAAAGGAAAUGUUAAUACUGACUGAUAUGAAUCAUAGGAAUGUGCCUUGGAGCAAGUAGCAUUUGAAUUGGUUCUUGAUAGAUGACAUUUUCCAAAAACAGGACAGUAAGUGGAUAGAUCUGUGAAUGAAGGUGAAAAGUUCAAGAUUUACCUGGGAAGUAGGUGGUAACUUGCUUUACCCAAGUAGGGUGUAGUCUGAAAGCAUUUCGAGAAAAAAAUUAUUUACUAAGAAACAAAAUCUAAUUGGUGUCCCAUCUACAUAUAACACUGAACGUUUGGCAACAGUGUAGCAGUGUUUAGACUUCUGGGGGAAACAUUACAUCAGAAGAAAUCUAAAUUAGUCAAGAUAAAGAUAGGUUAGGACAAUUGAAAAAAAUGUUAGAACACCCAAGUCUCUUAUAAAUUCAUCAAAAAUGUAUUGCAGUUGAUUAGCACAUGAUUUAAUAGAGGAACCAAUGAAUGGAGGAAUCAAAAUGAAUAAAUGUAAUGAGUACACAAAGUCGUAUCAGGCAAAAGUAAGCAUAAAUCAGGGUUAGUACCUAUAAUUUCAAACAAUUCAAGGCAAGAAAAGAAAUCUAGUGUUAAAAGGUCAUUUUAUGUCAUAAACUGUAAUCAGUGUACGAAAUGUUAGUCUUAGUCUUGAGAAGUUGGAGUAACUAAAAGUGAGGAAUAAUGAGUAAAGGUGACUUAAUAAAAUUUGGUAUCGUACAAACAGAAUAGAUCGUUUAAAAUGUGGUAGAACAUGUAUACAAAGUCAUUUAUUAGACCACAGAAAGUGUUAGGAAAUUCUUAAAAGUGGGAAUCAUAUAGGUCGUGAACUCUAUCCACACCGCAGUAUGCCCAGAAAUCGUUAGUAUAGUUUUAAACCAGGAACACCUAAUCAUUUGAAAAUAAAAGUAUAUUCCUCAAUGGUUAUUGCCUGGACAGAAUUUUCAGUAUAAAAAUCAAACACUCCCAGAGCUAUAUCACAAUCUAAAAGUGAGAGCUAGUUAUCUUACUUGCCUUUUCAUUUUUGUCAGAUGUAUUUUUAUAUGAUCUGGACAGUUCUUCCUUUCCUAUGCUUUGAGCAGGAAAGCAUUGUAUUAGUGUAAGUAAAACUUUAGACUAAAAUACAAAUCCUGCUUAUAAAAGCUAGUGGGAUAUAGCCAAAGUUAUUCUGAAUACAUUUACUCCUAAGGAUGCAUGAAGGUGCUGUAGGAGAGAAUCACUGAAUAAACAUAAUCUCUUCCUUUUGCA
Molecule: messenger RNA, 5155 nt
Organism: Balaenoptera ricei (Rice's whale)
Lineage: Eukaryota; Metazoa; Chordata; Mammalia; Artiodactyla; Balaenopteridae
Gene: MRPS30
Product: mitochondrial ribosomal protein S30
Exons: 5
Coding region: 19-1332 (437 amino acids)
Biological process (GO): translation
Cellular component (GO): mitochondrial large ribosomal subunit; ribosome; mitochondrion
Molecular function (GO): structural constituent of ribosome
Source: RefSeq, a predicted model, not a curated record